CUGCCAGGAUGGCGUUUCUGUGGGCAGUUGCCUGCCUGGCCCUUGCCAGCACCGUUUCAGGUAAGUGCUGCCCAGAGCCAUGGGGAUGUACCUCGGGGGGGCAGCGGGACCGGGGCACCCUGGGGACAGUGACACCGAGCCACGGGUGCCUGAGCUUUCCGGGGUCACCCUUGUGCCCUUUUUCCUCUCCCGCAGGCUGCGGGGUGCCCGCCGUCAGCCCCUCGGUGCACUACAGCGAGAGGAUCAUCAACGGGCAGAACGCGGUGCCCGGCUCGUGGCCCUGGCAGGUGUCCCUGCAGACCCGUUCGGGAUCCCACUUUUGUGGCGGCUCCUUGAUCAACCAGAACUGGGUCGUCACAGCUGCCCACUGCAAUUUCAACCCGUACUCCCACGUCGUCGUCCUCGGGGAAUACGACCUCCGCUCCAACUCGGAGUCCAUUCAAGUGAAGACCGUGUCCAGGGCCAUCACGAACCCCAACUGGAACCCCAACACCUUCAACAACGACAUCACCCUGCUGAAACUCUCCUCGCCCGCCCAGCUGGGCCCCAGCGUGUCCCCCGUCUGCCUGCCCCCCCCCAACCUGGCUCUGCCCACCAACCUCCCCUGCGUCACCACCGGCUGGGGACGCACCAACCCCAACUCCCAAGCCUUGGCGACGCGCCUGCAGCAGGUAACCCUGCCCUUGAUCUCCACGAGCCAGUGCAUGCAGUACUGGGGCAACCGCAUCACCAACUCCAUGCUCUGUGCCGGCGGGGCCGGUGCCUCCUCCUGCCAGGGUGACUCUGGCGGACCUCUGGUGUACCAGACUGGGAGCACCUGGACCUUGAUCGGCAUCGUCUCCUUCGGAAACAGCAACUGCAACGUGCGCAUGCCGGCCGUCUACACCCGCGUCAGCCUGUUCCGAAACUGGAUCAACCAAAUUGUCGCUCAGGGAUAGAGCCGGGCCCGGAGGGAUCCCUUCGCCAGGCGCUGCUCCCGGCACGGUGAGCUCAGCUGAGCUGGAAGCAAGGCACCCCCCACCUCCUAAUAAAGCGUUAGCAUUUUUGUGCCAA
Messenger RNA from Tyto alba (common barn owl), 1053 nucleotides. RefSeq names its product chymotrypsin like (gene CTRL). Gene Ontology annotation, molecular function: serine-type endopeptidase activity. NCBI's taxonomy places the organism in Eukaryota, Metazoa, Chordata, Aves, Strigiformes, Tytonidae. The record is from RefSeq and is a predicted model, not a curated record. The transcript is spliced from 6 exons. Bases 9 to 938 code for a protein of 309 amino acids. Gene Ontology annotation, biological process: proteolysis.